AUGAAGUACGAAGUGGUAUGCGCAGAAUACAGCUGUAGAAUCACAGCGUCCAAGAAAUCCACCACGAUGGAUAACGCGUUCGCCGUCGUUAAGCUUACGGCCCGCUCCAAUAUAACAACCAUUGACGCUGUUGAGGGCGACGGCGACGUUGGCGAUUACAAUAAUCACCAACAACUCGAUCUACAACUACAUUCAACAGCAACAACACAGCAGGAGCCAAACUCACCGCCGCCUCAAACUGAGCAACUACGACAGGAACUGGAACUGGAACAACAACAGCAGCAGCAGCAGGAGCGGCAAUUUGCCACAACAGCCUUGCCAUCCAUUUAUGAGCAUCAGCCGCUAGGCGUAUCAUCUCAUCCCGACCAUCAGCAACAGCAUCAGGAGCAAAAAUUUUACAAUCAUUUCUAUACGCAUGACGAUUUCGCACAAACCCUCUAUCAACAUAAGCAACAACAGCAGCAGCAACACAUUAUACAUAUUAUCGACAUCAGCAACAAGCAACACAACAUCAACAACUAA
This is a messenger RNA of Rhagoletis zephyria (snowberry fruit fly), 522 nucleotides long. Its product is annotated as G-box-binding factor-like. The record is from RefSeq and is a predicted model, not a curated record. Lineage: Eukaryota; Metazoa; Arthropoda; Insecta; Diptera; Tephritidae.